UGUGUCAAAUCAAAGCAUUGGAAAACUUGACAGUCAGAUGUCUGGCAGUUUUGUGGUUUCGUGGGUCACUUGCCAGUCGGUAAACAAACUUUGCGGAAAUGUCGGAAAGAAAAGUCUUGAAUAAAUACUACCCCCCGGAUUUCGAUCCGUCGAAAAUUCCCCGCAUGAAACUGGCCAAAAAUCGUCAAUACACUGUACGUUUGAUGGCUCCGUUCAACAUGCGAUGUGUAACUUGCGGCGAAUAUAUCUACAAAGGGAAGAAAUUCAAUGCUCGAAAGGAGGAUGUGGAGAAUGAAACGUAUCUAGGGAUCCGUAUCUACCGAUUCUACAUCAAAUGCACUCGGUGCUUGCAGGAAAUUUCAUUCAAAACCGACCCGAAAAAUACAGAUUAUGAGAUCGAAGCGGGUGCUACGCGGAAUUUUAUGGCGUUGAAAUUGGCUGAGGAGCAGGCUCGCAAGGAAGAGGAAGAGUUGAGGGAGGAGGAAGCUAACAAUCCAAUGAAACUUUUGGAGAAUCGAACUCUGCAGUCUAGGAAUGAAAUAGAAUUGCUUGAAUCUUUGGAAGAGCUGAGGGAUCUUAAUAGAAGGCAUCAAAGCGUGGAUUAUGAGACUAUGUUGCAGCAAUUUGAUACAACAGAAACAGAGAGACAACGGGAGGAGCGAUUGGAGAAAAUGGAUGAGGAGUAUGUGAAGACAAUUGUGUUCAAAAAUCCCGGCAACAGAGCAGCAAAACGAAUUGUAGCCGAAGAAAUAAUAGAAGACGCUGAUAAUACCAAGGAAAAAGCAGAGCCCGAACCAAAAAAGCUCCUCCUCGGCCCGCCUCCUGCGCCAACGACAAAGAAUUCCCUGAGUGUUGGAAGUUUCACGAGCAGUAAAAAUUCGUUAAAAAACAUCGUCCGAAAAAAGCCCAGUCAAACGCAGUCAAUUCCAGCACAACAGAAUGCCCUGAAUGGGGCUUCAAGCAGCGGAGAAGUCCCAAACACGACUUCUGUCAGCCACGAAACAUCUGCUUCAUCCAGCUCGUGCUCAACCGAAAGUCAACAUAAAGGUGCCGAAGAACCUAAAAGCGCAUUGGUUACAUCAAAACCAGCAGUGAAUGGGGGCUUGCAACUCCUGGCUAAUUAUUCUGGUAGUUCAGAUGACUCGGAUUAGGUGAUAUUCGGGGUUUGUGUAUUCGUAGCUUAGGUGUAUGUAAAUAAAAUGCUUUCCAAUGUGAA
This is a messenger RNA of Hermetia illucens (black soldier fly), 1216 nucleotides long. Its product is annotated as splicing factor YJU2. The record is from RefSeq and is a predicted model, not a curated record. Gene Ontology annotation, cellular component: U2-type catalytic step 1 spliceosome. The transcript has 3 exons. Lineage: Eukaryota; Metazoa; Arthropoda; Insecta; Diptera; Stratiomyidae. Gene Ontology annotation, biological process: mRNA splicing, via spliceosome. Bases 99 to 1151 code for a protein of 350 amino acids.